AUGUCAAGAAAUACGGAUAUGUUGAAUAGAGAUAAGUUGAUAAGAAGUUUUACGAAACUUGGUGAUGUGGUUGGGAAAGACCUUGUCUCAGUUGACGCAUGGAAGAGAUAUCCACCAAAAGCUCCUGAACCAAGGACCUCAACGCCAGGAAUAGGCGUUGGUCAUUGGCCAAUUCGCAUUGCAGCGAAUGAAAAUUCGAAAAAGAAGUAUUGUUUUCUAAACUGUAGAGUUUGCCUAAGUCAGGAGCCAAAAAGACGUAGGGAGACAAUUUACCGAUGCAGCGGCUGUCCCAAAUCUCCUCCACUAUGUCCAGAAAGCUUUGAAACCUAG
This is a messenger RNA of Parnassius apollo (apollo), 330 nucleotides long. Lineage: Eukaryota; Metazoa; Arthropoda; Insecta; Lepidoptera; Papilionidae. The record is from the annotation of a GenBank genome assembly.